Molecule: messenger RNA, 5940 nt
Organism: Nerophis lumbriciformis (worm pipefish)
Lineage: Eukaryota; Metazoa; Chordata; Actinopteri; Syngnathiformes; Syngnathidae
Source: RefSeq, a predicted model, not a curated record
AUGGCCGCACCCAUUCUCGCACCCCCAGGACCUGACAGCUUCAAGAAGUUUACGCCGGAGUCGCUCGCUAACAUCGAGAAGCGCAUCAAUGAAGAGAAGAACAAGAAACCAGCCAAACCCCGGUCGGACAGCAGUCACCGCGACACGUCAGACGAGAAUGAGCCCAAGCCCAACAGGGACCUGGAGGCUGGGAAGAGCCUGCCGCUUAUCUAUGGCGAUAUUCCAAACGGCAUGGUGGCCACACCGCUAGAGGAUCUCGACCCCUUCUAUGUCAACCAGAAAACAUUCAUAGUGCUAAACAAGGGGAAAACAAUCUUCCGCUUCAGUGCCACGCCCUCCCUGUACAUCAUCAGCCCUUUUAAUAUUUUCAGACGAAUAGCAAUUAAGAUUUUGAUACAUUCGUUAUUCAGCAUGAUCAUCAUGUGCACCAUUUUGACCAACUGUAUAUUCAUGACAUUUAGCGACCCCCCAGAGUGGUCCAAACAAGUGGAGUACACGUUCACUGGGAUCUAUACAUUUGAGUCACUCACAAAAAUUGUGGCCAGAGGUUUCGCGAUUGAUGGAUUCACUUUCCUUCGAGAUCCAUGGAACUGGCUGGAUUUCAUGGUCAUUUCAAUGGCAUAUAUAACAGAGUUUGUGGACCUUGGGAAUGUGUCGGCCCUCAGAACUUUCAGGGUUCUCCGAGCAUUGAAAACUAUUUCUGUCAUUCCAGGCCUGAAGACCAUUGUGGGUGCCCUGAUCCAGUCUGUGAAGAAGCUCUCAGAUGUGAUGAUCCUGACCGUCUUCUGCCUCAGCGUCUUUGCUCUGAUCGGAUUGCAGCUCUUCAUGGGGAACCUGCGACAAAAAUGCGUCUUUUGGCCUGUAAAUACGACGAAUAUGUAUCUGUCCAAUGGCUCCAAGGGUUUUGACUGGGAUGAAUACCUCAUGAAUGACACUAAUUUCUACUUUUACCCCGGUCAAGCAGAUGCACUAUUAUGUGGAAAUAGUUCAGACUCAGGACGAUGUCCUGAGGGGUUUACAUGUCUGAAAGCCGGAAGGAACCCCAAUUAUGGUUACACCAGCUUUGACAGCUUUGGAUGGGCCUUUCUCACCCUAUUUCGUCUAAUGACCCAAGACUUCUGGGAAAAUCUCUACAUGCUGACAUUGCGAGCAGCAGGGAAGACGUACAUGAUCUUCUUUGUGCUGGUCAUCUUUGUGGGCUCCUUCUAUCUUGUCAACCUUAUCUUGGCUGUGGUAGCCAUGGCCUACGAGGAGCAGAACCAGGCCACUAUUGAAGAGGCUGAGCAAAAGGAGGCUGAAUUUAAGGCCAUGAUGGAGCAGCUCAAAAGGCAGCAGGACGAAACACAGGCUGCAGCCAUGGUGACAUCUGCAGGGACUGUAUCCGAAGUGGGAUUGGCCGAUGAGGGAGGGGGUCAUCUUUCCCGCAGCUCUUCGGAGGUCUCCAAACUGAGCUCUAAGAGUGCUAAGGAGCGUCGCAAUCGCAAGAAAAAAUGGCGUCAGAAAGAGCAGGAGAAAGAGAAGGGUGACAGCGAGAAGGUUGUCAAGUCGGAGUCUGAUGACGGCAGCAAGAGAAGUACACUUCGUUUCCCGGGAAGCCGUCUGGGCAGGAAGACUUCAAUCAUGAACCAGUCACUACUGAGCAUCCCGGGCUCACCCUUCAUGUCACGCCACAACAGCCGCAGCAGCAUCUUCAGCUUCAAAGGACGCUCCAAGGACAUGGGAUCUGAAAACGAGUUUGCCGACGACGAGCACAGUACAGUGGAGGAGAGUGAGGACCGCCGGGGUUCCCUGUUCAUCCCUUUCCGCCGGAACAGCUACAGCGGCUACAGCCAAGGCUCGUCACGUAUCCACCCGCUGGCGCCUCAUUCAGGAGGGAAGAGGAACAGCACAGUGGACUGCAAUGGCGUGGUGUCUCUCAUCGGACCGGGGCCUGGCAGACGGCUUCUGCCUGAGGUGAAAAUAGAUAAGGCAGCCACUGAUGACAGUACAACAGAUGUGGAGAUUAAGAAGAAGCAUUCUGGCUCUCUUAUGGUAUCAGUGGAUCAGCUCAACUCAUCCUUUAAAGGAAAAGACCGGGCCAACAGUCAGAUGAGCGUCGUCACAAACACGCUGUUAGAAGAAUUUGAGGAAUCUCAGAGGAAGUGCCCCCCUUGUUGGUACAAAUUCGCCAACAUUUUCCUAAUCUGGGAGUGCCAUCCGAAUUGGCUCAAGAUCAAGCACAUAGUCUACUUGAUAGUCAUGGACCCAUUUGUGGAUUUGGCCAUCACAAUCUGUAUUGUUCUCAACACCCUUUUCAUGGCAAUGGAGCACUAUCCAAUGACACCACAUUUUGAAGAAGUCCUCUCUGUAGGCAAUCUGGUUUUCACAGGCAUCUUUGCUGGAGAGAUGUUUGCCAAACUGGUAGCAAUGGAUCCCUACUACUACUUUCAGGAAGGAUGGAAUUGUUUUGAUGGUUUUAUAGUGUCGCUGAGUUUAGUGGAACUAGGACUCCAGGAUGUGGAGGGUCUAUCAGUGCUGCGGUCGUUCCGAUUGUUGAGAGUGUUCAAACUGGCCAAAUCAUGGCCAACACUCAACAUGUUGAUCAAGAUCAUUGGUAAUUCAGUGGGCGCUUUGGGUAAUCUGACCCUGGUGCUGGCCAUCAUUGUCUUCAUCUUCGCUGUGGUGGGCAUGCAGCUGUUUGGCAAAAACUACAAGGACUGUGUGUGCAAGAUCGCAGAUAACUGUAAGCUGCCUCGCUGGCACAUGCAUGACUUCUUCCACUCCUUCCUGAUUGUAUUCAGAGUAUUGUGUGGGGAGUGGAUUGAGACCAUGUGGGAUUGUAUGGAGGUAGCAGGACAGACAAUGUGCCUCACGGUUUUCAUGAUGGUCAUGGUCAUUGGAAACUUGGUGGUGUUGAACUUGUUCCUGGCUUUGCUGCUGAGCUCAUUCAGCGCAGACAACCUCGCUGCCACAGAUGACGAUGGCGAGCCCAACAAUCUUCAGCUCGCUGUUGCACGCAUUAAGAUCGGCAUUGCCUGGAUCAAGUCCCACGUUCGUCUCUUUGUUGCCACGGUGCUCAAGAAGCCUGUUGAAGAUGAACAAAAACCUCUGGAUGAAAUGUACGAGAAAAAACUCAACUGCAUUGCUAAUCACUCAGUGGACAUCAACCGCGAAUUGGACUUUGCUAAAAAUGGCAACGGUACCACCAGCGGCAUUGGAAGCAGUGUUGGAAAGUACAUGAUUGAUGAAGACUACAUGUCUUUCAUACACAACCCCAACUUGACUGUGUGUGUUCCGAUUGCUGUGGGAGAAUCGGACUUUGAGAACCUUAACACAGAGGACUUCAGCAGUGAAUCGGAUGUGGAGAAUAGCAAAGAUCUGGAUGACACCAGUUCAUCUGAGGGCAGCACAAUAGAUAUUAAGCCUGACGUGGAGGAGGUGGCAGUCGUGGAGGUUGUAGAGGAGUACCUUGACCCAGAUGCCUGCUGGACAGAUGAAUGUGUGGCAAAAUACAAGUGCUGUGAUGUUCCCAUCACUCACGGCUGGGGGAAGCACUGGUGGUUCCUGAGGAAGACCUGCUAUCUGAUAGUGGAGCACAACUGGUUUGAAACACUCAUCAUCUUCAUGAUCUUACUUAGCAGUGGAGCCCUGGCCUUUGAGGACGUCUACAUUGAGCAGAGGAAGACUAUCCGAAUUAUUCUGGAGUAUGCUGAUCGCGUUUUCACGUACAUCUUCAUUUUGGAGAUGUUGCUCAAGUGGGUGGCUUACGGGUUCGUCAAGUACUUCACUAACGCCUGGUGCUGGUUGGACUUCUUCAUUGUGGAUGUGUCUAUAGUCAGCCUUAUAGCUAAUGCUUUGGGCUUCUCCGAUCUUGGCCCAAUUAAGUCACUCAGGACACUGAGGGCUUUGCGACCCCUCAGGGCCCUGUCACGUUUUGAAGGGAUGAGGGUUGUGGUGAACGCCUUGGUAGGGGCCAUCCCCUCCAUUAUGAACGUGCUACUAGUGUGUCUGAUCUUCUGGCUCAUCUUUAGCAUCAUGGGUGUGAAUCUGUUUGCUGGCAAGUACUAUUACUGCUACAAUGACACACAAGAGGAAAUGUUCCACCCUAAUGAGGUUAACAACCGAACGGAGUGUUUCGCGCUCAUUAACGAUAACCACACUGACGUCAGAUGGAAAAAUGUCAAAAUCAACUUUGACAAUGUGGGGGCAGGCUACCUGGCACUCCUGCAAGUGGCAACGUUCAAAGGAUGGAUGGAUAUUAUGUAUGCAGCAAUUGAUUCUCGAAAGGUGGAGGAUCAGCCGUUGUAUGAAGACAACCUAUACAUGUACAUCUACUUUGUCAUCUUUAUUAUCUUUGGUUCGUUCUUCACCCUAAAUCUCUUCAUUGGUGUCAUCAUUGACAACUUCAAUCAGCAAAAGAAAAAGUUUGGAGGUCAGGAUAUAUUCAUGACUGAAGAGCAGAAAAAAUACUACAAUGCCAUGAAGAAACUCGGCUCAAAGAAACCACAAAAGCCUAUACCCAGGCCUCAGAACAAAAUCCAGGGCAUGGUGUUUGACUUUGUGACUCAGCAGGUGUUCGACAUCUCGAUCAUGAUCCUCAUCUGCCUCAACAUGGUCACCAUGAUGGUGGAGACGGACGAUCAGUCAAAAGAGACAGAGGACGUGCUCUACUGGGUCAACUUUAUCUUCAUCGUUGUCUUCACUGGCGAGUUUUUACUGAAAUUGUUUGCACUGCGUCACUACUACUUCACCAAUGGCUGGAACAUCUUUGACGUGGUGGUGGUCAUCCUCUCCAUUGUGGGAAUGUUCCUCGCCGACCUGAUCGAAAAGUACUUUGUGUCGCCAACGCUCUUCAGGGUGAUCAGAUUGGCUCGUAUCGGUCGAAUCCUGCGGCUCAUCAAGGGCGCCAAAGGCAUCAGAACUCUGCUCUUCGCCCUGAUGAUGUCUCUCCCGGCCUUGUUCAACAUCGGCUUGCUGCUUUUCCUGGUCAUGUUCAUUUUCUCCAUCUUUGGAAUGUCCAACUUUGGUUACGUGAAACACGGGGCCGGAAUCGACGACAUGUACAACUUUGAGACAUUCGGCAACAGCAUGAUCAUCUUAUUUAUGAUCACCACGUCUGCUGGCUGGGACGGCCUGCUGCUGCCCAUUCUGAACUACCCUCCGGACUGCGACCCUUUCUUGGAGAAUCCCGGCACUCCUUCUACAGGAGACUGCGGCAACCCGUCGGUGGGCAUUUUCUUCUUUGUUAUGUAUAUCAUCAUUUCUUUCCUAAUUGUGGUCAACAUGUACAUCGCCAUCAUUUUGGAGAACUUCAGCGUGGCCACGGAAGAGAGCGCUGACCCGCUCAGCGAGGAUGACUUUGAGACAUUCUAUGAGAUUUGGGAGAAGUUCGACCCGACUGCCUCUCAGUUCAUCACGUACGCCAAGCUUUCCGACUUUGCGGACGCACUUGAACACCCGCUGCGAGUCCCCAAGCCUAACACCAUUGAACUCAUUGCCAUGGACAUGCCCAUGGUGAGCGGGGACCGCAUACACUGCCUGGACAUCCUGUUCGCCUUCACCAAGCGCGUGCUGGGCGACAGCGGCGAGUUGGACAUGUUGAGACAGCAAAUGGAGGAGCGAUUCGUGGCAGCCAAUCCUUCCAAGGUCUCCUACGAGCCCAUCACCACCACGCUGAGGCGCAAGCAGGAGGACGUGUCAGCCAGAAUCAUCCAAAGGGCCUACCGCUCCUACUUGGCGAGGCGGGGCUUCGUUUGCAAGCGCGUUCCAACUAACAACAGAGUGGAGAACGGCGGGAACAAUCAGGAACAAGAGAAGGAGGCCACGCCCUCCACCGCUUCCUUGCCCUCGUACGACAGCGUCACAAAACCUGACAAGGAGAAGGAGGACGACAACGAGGGCAAGGGAGGGAGGAACGAGAGAGGAAGAAACCAAAAAGACGUCAGGGAAUCCAAAUGUUAA